UUUUAAGUACGACCUAUCUUUGUCCAACAAAGGAAAUUCGGGUCACUAAAAUCAAAACAAAGAUGGCAGGUGCUUACGAGAAAAAUCCAGGGGACCAUAGACGUAAGUGGGAUAAGGAAGAAUAUGAACGUCUUGCUCAGGAGAGGCUGGAGGAGGAGCAGAGAAAACUAUUAGAAAAAGAACUGAGAGAGCCGCCCCAGAAAAGGGAGCUUCUCAAACCCAGAGAGUACAAGGUUGAUUUAGAUUCAAAACUUGGAAGGUCACAAGUGAUAACAAAAACAACCCCAGCCUCACAACAGGGAGGGUACUACUGCAAUGUCUGUGAUUGUGUUGUUAAAGACUCAAUCAACUUCUUGGACCACAUCAAUGGGAAAAAACAUCAAAGAAAUUUGGGAAUGUCCAUGAAAAUAGAAAGAUCAUCUUUAGAUCAAGUGAAGAAAAGGUUUGAAAUACUAUUGAAGAAAUUUGAUGUUGAAUACGAGGAGUAUGACUUCAGUGAGGAGCUGGAGACAGCUUUACACGAAUACAUCAGUGAUUUUUUGGAAGAUUGACUUAGGUUCUGCAUG
This is a messenger RNA of Saccostrea cuccullata (small rock oyster), 566 nucleotides long. Its product is annotated as zinc finger matrin-type protein 2-like. The record is from RefSeq and is a predicted model, not a curated record. Gene Ontology annotation, cellular component: spliceosomal complex; U4/U6 x U5 tri-snRNP complex. Bases 63 to 551 code for a protein of 162 amino acids. Gene Ontology annotation, molecular function: zinc ion binding; nucleic acid binding. Gene Ontology annotation, biological process: mRNA splicing, via spliceosome. The transcript has 6 exons. Lineage: Eukaryota; Metazoa; Mollusca; Bivalvia; Ostreida; Ostreidae.